Gastrolobium bilobum is the source of this 1121-nucleotide messenger RNA. Its product is annotated as photosynthetic NDH subunit of lumenal location 4, chloroplastic. The transcript is spliced from 6 exons. The record is from RefSeq and is a predicted model, not a curated record. Gene Ontology annotation, cellular component: chloroplast. Gene Ontology annotation, molecular function: peptidyl-prolyl cis-trans isomerase activity. The coding region runs from base 38 to 682 and encodes 214 amino acids. NCBI's taxonomy places the organism in Eukaryota, Viridiplantae, Streptophyta, Magnoliopsida, Fabales, Fabaceae.
GACUCUGUAUACAGAUAGGUGGAGCUGAGAAAAGAAGAUGGCACGUUCACUCUCACUCUCACUCUCACUCUCCUACGGUGUAGGCGUUGUUCCUUCUUGUCUUUGGAAACCGAAGGGCAUGAGUUGCAAAGCGCCUAAUAAGGUAUCGUGUUCAGCACAUGCACAUAGUGAUAAGAAUCCAUUUGUUGGAAUUGGUAUUGGGGUUGUUGCGGCUUCGGUGAUGGGUUUAACGCCGUUGGAUGCGGAUGCCACGAGAAUCGAAUACUACGCUACUGUGGGAGAGCCUUUGUGUGAGCUGAACUAUGCUAAGUCUGGCCUCGGUUACUGCGAUAUUGUUGAGGGCGUCGGUGACGAAGCUCCUCUCGGUGAGCUUAUCAAUGUUCACUAUACUGCAAGAUUCGCUGAUGGGACAGUCUUUGAUAGCAGCUAUAAACGUGCUAGACCUCUCACCAUGCGCAUUGGCGCUGGCAAGGUAAUCAAGGGCCUGGAUCAGGGGAUUUUAGGAGGUGAAGGAGUGCCACCGAUGCGGAUAGGUGGGAAACGCAAAUUGAGGAUUCCUCCACUGUUAGCAUAUGGCCCUGAACCUGCGGGGUGCUUCUCAGGUGACUGCAACAUACCCGGCAAUGCUACUCUUUUAUAUGAUAUUAAUUUUAUUGGUAUUUAUUCGGGCAACCGAAAGUGAAGCAAGUCAAAACUGAUCAGAUACAUAUCUGCAUAUGAACCACACAUGAAUCAAGUGUAUGCAGCGCCUGCAUGAUAAAACAUUGAUCACCUGCUUCAAUGGUUUGACAAGUUUGGUAUUAAUUACAUCUAAUAAGCAAUGUUAAAAUUUUCUGACACAAACGAUCGUAGUUAAAGCAUAAUCUGCUUAAAUAUUUUGACUCUUGUCUGAAAACAUAGGGUACAAUACCAUGUUGUUUAGCGACUGAGUGAUUUUUAAGAUUAAUAUGAGGUUUUGUUGGUUGUCUAAUCGAUCUUGUAGCAAGUAAUGACAAGUAGAAGUAGACCAGCAUAUUUGCAAGUUAAUAUAUCUUCCUAUAGUAUAAGGAAAAAAAACCUUUAAAACUAUAAAUGCUAAUGGUGACACUGAUGCUGUAUUUUCUUCUCUGGUCUGUAUUAUC